AUGGCGUCGCAUCCGACUCUCAAGGCGACUUACUCCUCCAGAGCGCAGUCUGCCACUCACCCUUUGAACGCCUAUCUCUUCAAGCUUAUGGACCUGAAAGCGUCCAACUUGUGCUUGAGCGCCGAUGUCGCUACCGCCAGGGAGCUGCUUUAUUUUGCCGACAAGCUUGGCCCGUCCAUCGUCGUGCUCAAAACCCACUACGACAUGGUGUCAGGCUGGGACUUUCAUCCUCAAACAGGCACUGGCGCGAAGCUGGCCUCGCUGGCCCGUCGCCACGGCUUCUUGAUAUUUGAGGAUCGCAAGUUUGGAGACAUUGGAAACACGGUCGAGCUGCAGUACACCGGUGGCUCUGCGCGCAUCAUCGAGUGGGCUCACAUUGUCAACGUCAACAUGGUCCCCGGCAAGGCAUCUGUUAGCUCGUUGGCGAACGCGGCCAGCCGCUGGUUCGAACGAUAUCCCUACGAAGUCAAGACGUCGGUUUCCGUAGGCACCCCCGUGGCAGACGACUCGGAACAAGAUGACUCGGGCUCCAGCAACGAAGACGACGAGUCUGUCGACAGGAGGCCCCCGCAGGCGCCGCAGGACGGACGCAAGGGCAGCAUCGUCUCUGUCACGACAGUCACGCAGCAAUACGAGCCUGCCGACUCGCCUCGGCUGAGCAAAACCACGUCUGGGCCUGACGAGGUCCUCUUCCCCGGCAUCGAAGAAGCGCCUCUGAGCCGCGGACUUCUCAUCCUGGCGCAGAUGUCCUCGGCGGGCAACUUUAUGAACAAGGAGUACACAGACGCCUGCGUGGACGCUGCCAGAGAGCACAAGGACUUUGUCAUGGGCUUCGUCUCGCAGGAGACUCUCAACAGGCAUCCCGACGAUCAAUUCAUUCACAUGACGCCCGGCUGCCAGCUGCCGCCAGAGGACCAGGACCAGGACCAGGAUGCCAAGGUCCCGGGCGACGGAAAGGGCCAGCAGUACAACACGCCGCAAAAGAUUAUCGGCUCGGCUGGGGCAGACAUUGUCAUUGUCGGCCGGGGUAUUCUCAAGGCCGGGGAUCCGGAAGGCGAAGCGGAGCGAUAUCGCUCUGCUGCGUGGAAGGCAUACACGGGGAGGGUUUGCUAG
This is a messenger RNA of Ustilaginoidea virens, 1113 nucleotides long. RefSeq lists its product as uncharacterized. The record is from RefSeq and is a predicted model, not a curated record. The transcript has a single exon. Gene Ontology annotation, molecular function: orotidine-5'-phosphate decarboxylase activity. Gene Ontology annotation, biological process: 'de novo' UMP biosynthetic process; 'de novo' pyrimidine nucleobase biosynthetic process. Bases 1 to 1113 code for a protein of 370 amino acids. Gene Ontology annotation, cellular component: cytosol. NCBI's taxonomy places the organism in Eukaryota, Fungi, Ascomycota, Sordariomycetes, Hypocreales, Clavicipitaceae.